This is a messenger RNA of Neoarius graeffei (lesser salmon catfish), 4590 nucleotides long. RefSeq names its product TAO kinase 3b (gene taok3b). The record is from RefSeq and is a predicted model, not a curated record. Gene Ontology annotation, biological process: execution phase of apoptosis. Lineage: Eukaryota; Metazoa; Chordata; Actinopteri; Siluriformes; Ariidae. The transcript has 12 exons. Bases 1679 to 2995 code for a protein of 438 amino acids.
GUACACCUUUUGCACAUACAGUACAAUUUUUAUCUGCCUAUACUGUUAUGAGGUUGUAAGAUGGACUGUGAUUGUAUGUGAGAGGAGACAGAACACCAACCUUGCAGCAAUAGCUGCUCAUGCUAUUUUAUCUCUCUUCAUUUUCAACUGGUGAGUUUCCACAUUUUAUUCUUUUAUUCUAAUGUUUACUACAGUAAGUCAUUCCAAGAGAGGUGCAGAAUGAGUAUAUUUUGCUUUGAAUGAGAUAAUAUUCAACAAAAUAUGCAUUAAAAAUUAUGUCAUACUCAUAUUCUUAAACUGUGAAAAGUGAGAAUCAUCAGGCUAUGGAAUAUCUGUAAUCUUGUAAAUUUUGAACUCCCAAGCAUUUAUUUUUAUUGAUCAGGAGGAAGCUGCAUUGCAGCAGGAAAUAUGUUUCUCAAUACCCAAGUUUCGUGAAUGUUUUUUUUUUUUUUUUUGUAAAAUAUGACGCAAAGGCUUUGAAAACAUCACCAUUAGAAGAAUUACGUGGAAGGAAGUUGAGAGGUCUUGUUUUAUAUUUGAUUUUUUAGACCUCCUUUUGCCCCAGAAAGAGUCACUACUAUAAACUGCAUCAUGAGUAUAAAUCAAUCAUAUAAAUUUAUCCUGCAUGAUAACUACUAUUAAUACAUAAGGAGUGAAUUAAAAUACAUAAAACACAGGUACGAUGUAAGGUCUCACCUCAUUGCCAGAUGGGAAACCCCCAGGCUAAAAGCAUAACUGAAGCCUACUUACAGUUUGGACUAAAAUGUUUUCACUGCUAUUUCUGGUGAAUUUGAUGUUUGCACCCACAGAUUUCAUUUCAUGCAAAGUCUGAGGUUCAUGCCAAGUCUGUGGUUGCCAUGGUCAACAGUCAUAUUGUGUGCAUGGAGGGAAACUCUAGAGUCUUCUCAGCAAAAUGCAGGAAAUGCUUGAGUGAGCAAAUUCCCCAGCCUUUCUGAGAAAAUACAUACAAAAUAAGGACCAAGCAAGCAAGAUUUUGUUUUAUGCAGGUGAAGCCACUAAGCAGAAAUUUAGUCAGUGAUGACCAAAUUAGUCAAGCACAUGGACCAACAAUAAUAAAUUCAGAAAGGUUCUCUCUCUCUCUCUCGGCGUGCAAUUUUGCGUGACAUACGCCGCCAUGCAGCGUUUGUUCACGGUCAGGAGUGCCGCGCGACGCCCGUGAUCAACGAACUCUGAACGCUGCGGGUUGGGGAGGGGAGGAAACGGAGCGAGGUAGAGGAUGCCGCGCACUAACUAUGCCUUACGCGGGACGCAGGGAGACGCAGCAGCAGCAUCGUCGGCGGCAACAGCGGCAUUAUCAUCCUCCUCCUCCACCUCCUCAGCAGCAUCCUCAUCCUCAGCAGCGGCUGUGGAGCGCGCGGCUGGUGCCCACCCCCCAACAUCAUCCGUGGCUCGCGUGUGCGCUCCCCCCCUGCAGCAGAAGGAGGAUGCUGGAGUGAGGGAUGAGGCUCGAGACGGGCGCGCCGGGCCAGAGCCGCGGCCUGCUUCUUCUCCCCGGAGCUGCGCGCGCCAACGUUAAAUUUAGAGCCCCUGCAGCAUCCGCGCGCCCGUCGCACCGGCGUCUUCGCAUGGUGCAUGUCAGUUUGAUCUUCCAUCAGGCCCAUGUUAGGUCAGCAAGGAGAUCCAGGAGCAUGAGCAGGACUCUGUGUGACGGGAGCAGAUGUCAGGGUACAAACGCAUGCGGCGGCAGCACCAGAAGCAGCUGAUCGCACUAGAGAACAAACUGAAGGCUGAGAUGGAUGAGCACAAGCUCCGGCUGCAGAAAGAAGUAGAGACCCAGGCCAACACCACUUACAUUGAACUGGAGCGGCUAGCCAAGAAGCAGGCUGCCCAGUUGGAGAAGGAGAUGAAGGCAUCAGCCACAGAGGAGAAGAGAAUCCAGCAACAAAUAUCGGUCCAGCAGAAGAAGGAGCUGACCACCUUCUUGGACACACAGAAAAAGCAGUAUAGACUGUGCAGGGACAGGAUGAAGGAAGAGAUGAAUGAGGACCUUAGCACACCAAAGGAGGAGAAGCAGGAACGGCUAUCACGCCACAAGGAGACAAUGCAGCGCUCACAGGCUGAAGAGGAGGCACAGAUGCUCAACCAGCAGAGGGUCAUCUAUGAAAGGAGCUGCCGAGCUCUGAAGCGACGAAGCCUCAUAAAAAAACAUGAGUUUGAACAGGAACAGAUACGGGAGGAGCUGAACAAGAAGAAACUACAGAAGGAGAUGGAGCAUGCCUUGACGAUCCGGCAAGAUGAAUCCACACAGGACCUGGAGCAACGGCAGUUGGAGUGUCUGCACAGGCUUCGCAUGGAGCUUAUCCGUUUGCAGCAUCACACUGAACUGGAGAACCAGGAGGAGUACAACAACCGACGCCAGAGAGAGCUGCACAGGAAACAUGCACUGGAGCGCCGGCAGCAGCCCAGGAACCUCAAGGCACUGGAGAUGCAGAUCAAAAAGCAAUUCCAGGACACUUGUAAGGUUCAGAAUAAGCAGUACAAAGCUCUAAGGAACCAUCAGCUUGAGGUCUCCCCUAAGAGUGACCACAAAACCCUUCUGAAGACUCUGAAGGAAGAGCAGACACGCAAACUUGCUGUGCUGGCUGAACAAUAUGAGCACAGCAUUAACGAUAUGAUGGCCUCACAAGCGGUACGUCUGGAAACUGAGCAGGAGGCCGAAUGCCAGGCCUUGAAGCGGCAGUUGCAGCAGGAAAUGGAGCUUUUGGAUGCCUACCAAAGCAAGACGAAGGCACAGGCUGAGGCUCAGCAUGAGCGUGACAUGCAGAAGUUGGAGCAGAAAGCAUCAUUGCGCAGGGCUCACCUGGAACAGAAAAUUGAAGAGGAAUUGGCUGCACUUCAGAAAGAGCGGACCGAAAAAGUAAAAAAUUUAUUUGAGCGCCAAGAGCGAGAGCUGGAGACCUUUGAUGUGGAAAGCUCACGAAUGGGUUUUGGAAGCUUGGCCUCAUUUGACUUUCCCAAGGAAGAUGACAGAUGAUCAAACCCAGGCUGGUGGGGCCACUUGAUGCUGAUGUCUGUGGAUAUGUUGUGCCUGUACUAUACUGUAACUCUUGGAUUUUCCAAGAUCACCUUUCCAGUGACCAUGCUGGAGCUGUCUUUUAAAAUCUUAAUUAGUGGCUGGGGGAACUUCUGAAAUUGGAACGUAAUCUGCAGCCAACAUAAGUGACUUAAUGGAGCUCAGAAAGCAAAAGAGCUAAAUCUAGAAGAACAGACAUUUUCUCCAUGCCGUCAACCCACUUUUGGUAUUAAAAUCAGUAAUUCAGGAUAUUUUAGUACAAGUAAGCACUUUGAUAUGUACAAGUAUGAACCCAACAUGUAAAGUGAACAUAUUGUGUGGAAAUGCCUUUGGUGUUAUCAAAGGACAUUGCGACUGUAGAAUGUGUCCUCUGUCUUCACCGUGGCUAUUAGUUGUUUUUGUCUUUUUUUACCACAGCAAAUGUGAAUACUGUUGCUGAAAGCUAUAAGCAAAGGCAGGUUUAAAACAGUGUCAGAUUUUGAAAUAUAGUGACUAUAUUGAAAGCAUUCAGUUACAUUCAUAUUGUGGUAGAACAAAUUUCUUUUUCUUAAAGGGAAAUAACUAGGCACUAUAAUUUAAUUAUUGUUCAGUAUCCUACAUUAAUUGGCAUCAAAUUUUUUAUUACUACAACAAAUCAAUGCAGUCAGAUUCCUUCUUGCUAAUAUUGCAUGCACUUUAAAAGACAAAUUCAGGUUGUGAAGUGGCGCAUGGAUCUGUCAGAUUUCAGCUGUCUGUAAAUAAAAGUGGUCCAUAGCAGUUUUGUUUCACAGCUAUUGAUACUGAACAUAAGCUUUAUCUUUGAUAUAAAAGAUUGCCAAAUGCCUUUACGUUAUGUUAUGAAUAAUUUAGUUUUCUUUCUUUUGCCCAAGUGAUAUCAUAGUUUGUUGAAUUGUGACUCAUUCAGUGUGGCAUUAUCAAUGCUGUUGUACAGGCAAAAAAUGGUGCAAUUUGUGUUGUAAAAAUUUUAUAUAAAUAUUUCUAUAUGAUAAUCUAAAUAGGGGUUUACAUGUGUACUGGUCAGUCUUUGCCAAAAUAAACAUGGGAAUCUUAUUCAGUGGUGACAAUGGAAGGCAAACUAUUUUUGUAAGCAAAACAGGGAGAAGUAACAGUUUCACUUGUAAUGUGACAAAAUCUAUUAUCAUUCUUUUUUUGGCAAGAUUCAUGUCUAGUUGGUGUUGAGAAACAACAACAAAAAAUGUUGAUCACCUUUUUAAGAAGUAAGUCAAGUAAUUCUUAAGAAGUUGAUUAAGUUGUUGAGUAAUUCUUAAAAAUUAAUUCUUAAGAAGUGGUGAUUUGCAAGCAAAUACUUUAGAAAGUAUUAUGUGGGGCCAGGGCAAUUAAUAUCUUUUUAAGCCCUAAAGAUUCGUAUCUUUUUUAAAAACCACUUGUCACACUAUGCAUACCUGGCACAUAACAUUGUGGAACUCAAGCUAAGGGAUGCCAUUCAGGUUCAUAUUUUGUGACUGUCAUUACAGGCCUGUUUUCAAACAAAGCCAUUGUUGAAACUGCCAUUGCACAAGUGAAAUGAUGUUUUAAUGAAUAAACUGAAUGAAGUU